Molecule: messenger RNA, 846 nt
Organism: Eufriesea mexicana
Lineage: Eukaryota; Metazoa; Arthropoda; Insecta; Hymenoptera; Apidae
Gene: btn
Product: buttonless
Exons: 4
Coding region: 1-846 (281 amino acids)
Biological process (GO): positive regulation of transcription by RNA polymerase II
Cellular component (GO): nucleus
Molecular function (GO): RNA polymerase II cis-regulatory region sequence-specific DNA binding; DNA-binding transcription factor activity, RNA polymerase II-specific
Source: RefSeq, a predicted model, not a curated record
AUGUCUUUGCUAGAAAAUAUAACUUCGACGGAGCAACAAUAUUCGGAAAAUGUUUUCGAGAGCUCGUCGAUGGCGUCGACACCACCUUCUUCUCAGAUGAAUCCUCAAAACUCUUACUUUCCUGGAAAUCGAGACAGUUUGUCGAGUCAUGGAUACGUUUGGGAUAACUUUCCGAAUCCCUGCAAUAUCUCAACGUCGGUUAACACAUUGAAUGAACUUAGUUUGUCACCGUUUUAUACCACGAGCUUCCAACAUUCUAACACGAAUCGAAAUUACAGGAUAUAUAGAAGGUGGGAACAAUGUUCGCAUCAAAAUUCUAGCAUCGACGAAGAGGAUAUAAUGGACGAAUCGAUGGAAAAUGUAAAUAUAAAUCCUACGGAACAAUCUGUAGAUUUUAUCUGCGAAAAAACUCAGGAUCGUCAAGUUUCUACGACUACGACGGUAUUUCGAGCCUGGGAGAUUCCAUCGUGUCAAAACACUGGGCAAAACGCAGAGGACGAAGCGAAAUAUCGUUCGUGGCAAGAUUCACGAUUCACCAUCAAUCUAAGCAACAAUUGCUUCGAUAAAGGAGCGUGUUCUGUAGAACGAGAGCAUGAGACAAAUAAAAGAUUAACUGGAGAUAAACCUCGUAAAGAAAGAACUGCAUUUACAAAAUAUCAAAUUCGACAUCUUGAGUAUGAAUUUGCACAUAGUAAUUAUCUUACACGUUUACGUCGCUACGAAAUAGCAGUUGCCUUGGAUUUAACCGAACGUCAGGUAAAAGUAUGGUUUCAAAACAGACGUAUGAAAUGGAAGAGGACAAAAGCAGGAUUACGAAAUGAAUCAGAAAAGUUUAAUAUUUCUUGA